This is a messenger RNA of Urocitellus parryii (Arctic ground squirrel), 1711 nucleotides long. The record is from RefSeq and is a predicted model, not a curated record. Lineage: Eukaryota; Metazoa; Chordata; Mammalia; Rodentia; Sciuridae.
GAAACGGGGGGGGGGGAGAGUCCUCGAGCUGGUAGUGGGGUCUGUUCGUCCCUGAGAGCAGCCAUUGGGUCCUCUUCACCUGCACGUGGCGGUGACUCCUCGCCAGGACGCAGCUGGGGGCUUCCGGGCACGGCCCGCACAAUGGGGCUGCUCUCGACCCUCACGGUCGCUACCGGUUACUGCUCUGGUCGUCUGGUGGCCCGUCAUUUCUCCCGUGGGGUGAGGCCUGGCGGGGAGGAGCUAAGCCGCCUGAGGCUGGAUGACUUGGCGCCGACCCCGCGGCUAGAGCUGCUGUUUGGCUUGUCCCCGUGUCUCUUGGCUCUGCGAGCCGCCCGCCGCCGAGUGGCCCGGCUCCUGCUCCAAGCCGGCAGGGCUGGACUACAGGGAGAGCGGGCCGAGCUGCUCCGGGAAGCGGAGGCGCGGGACAUCCCAGUUCUGCGGCCCAGGCGGCAGAAACUGGACGCCCUGUGCCGCCACCAGGUGCACCAGGGCGUCUGCAUGGAGGUGAGCCCGCUGCGGCCCGGGGCUUGCAGGGAAGCCGAGGAAGUAAGCCCAGGCGACGACCACCAGCAACUGUGCCUCGUCCUUGAGGGGCUCCAGGAUCCCCGGAAUCUUGGUGCUGUCCUGCGCUCCGCUCACUUCCUCGGAGUGGACAAAGUCAUUAUUAGCCAGAGAAACAGCUGCCCGCUCACUCCAGUAGUCAGCAAGGCCAGUGCGGGGGCUAUGGAGGUGAUGGAUGUGUUCUCUACUGACGACCUGGCAGGUUUUUUACAGGCCAAAGCCCGGCAAGGCUGGCUUGUGGCAGGCACCGUGGGCUGCCCGGGGCCUGAGGUUUCCCAGUCUUCCCAAACCCCCAUCAUGAGUUGCUUAGAGUUCCUCUGGGACCAGCCUACUCUCCUUGUGCUGGGGAACGAGGGUUCCGGUCUGUCCCAGGAGGUGCAGGCCUCCUGUCGGCUCCUCCUUACCAUUCUGCCAGGACGCCAGCUGCCUCCCGGACUCGAGUCCUUGAAUGUGUCCGUGGCUGCAGUCUCUUUCCCUCGUCUGUCGGUGCAGGAAUUCUUCUUCACUCCAUUUGCAGCCAGAGGAAAGGUUUCCGUGCAGUGGAGAAGACAGAGAAGCCCCUCCAAGACCCACAAGAACCACCAGCUAUGUCCAAAGGACUCUGAGUCACUCAGCACCCAGAAUCGUCUUCAGAAUCAGAAAAAGAGAGGCAAAUGGGGACUUAGGGGGCUGUCCACGAAGUGCACGUGAUGGUGCCGGGACAGUUGCACACACAUCCCCAGGUCUGGCCUGCUGGCCCCUGUUCCUUGAUGUCAGUCAUUAACUGUAUGGCUGGGGACUCUGCAGUAAAGACCGGAGGAGUUCAGUCUCCUAUUUUGCUGUGGACCUUCAGUGAAGAUGUAGUUUGGUGAUUUCCAGGAUGGGCUACGGCAGAAGUCGAGUGGAAGUUGAGGCUUCAGAGGGAAUCAGGCAGCCCAGUCCAGGGGUCCGACUGCUCCUGACCAGGUGUUGCCUGUGGCAAAUGCUGAGUGUGAGGAUGUGGAGGGGGGCCGAGGUCUUCCUGUGGGAUAGACAAAGUACAAAUCAAGGACUGUCCCCGUGUGGGCCUUAAGUACAUGUCUUCAUCUUGUGGUGCCCAGGACCUUGGUCUGCACCUACCUACCUCACAGGGUUGUUGUGAGGAGCAAAUAAAACAUCAUCUGCUAUCAUC